GUAUGGCCUUAAGCAAAAUCAAGUUACAAUAACAUCUCUUUGCUUUCAGAUCCCACACUGUGUGAAAGUCAAGUGAUGGAGGCCAUCGUGAAAUUAUCAUUAGUGUGGAUGCUAGUAGCUUCUUUGGUCGAUGCCGCACCAACGGACUCAGAUCAAGAGAACAGGCAGUAUUCUUUGGUUAGAGCUUUUCCAGAUACACGCAGCCAAGUGGACUUCCUGCACAAACAACGUUAUCAGAAGAAAGCAGGGAUUGAAUUUUGGAAGCCCGCUGACUGGCCUGGAAGACACACAGAUAUCUGGGUGUCAAACGCAACACAAAAGCCUUUCACUGAUCUUUUGAAAAAGCAAAACAUCUUCUACAAAGUCAGAGUGAAUAAUUGGAAUGUAUCUGAUGAAGAAGUCAUUAUGGAAAAUAUCGAUCAUUUUGAUAGGAAAUAUCAAAGUUUUGAAGAAAUUACAUCAGAGCUGAAGCGAUUAGCAAAAGGUUACAGUGAGAAAGUGAAUUUAUUCGAAAUUGGAAAGUCUUACUAUAACAAAUCAAUAUACGGAAUACAGAUUCUGAAGCAGUCCGCAAAGAAAAAGCCACUGAUCUUCUUUAUGUGUGGAAUUCACGGACGAGAAUGGCUAGCAAUUGCUUCUUGCAUGUAUGUAGUGCGAAUGAUGAUUUUCAACGAUGAGUACGAAAACGAUCUACAGAUAAUAACCAACCAUUUUGAAGUAGUUUUUGUACCAGUUCUGAAUCCAGAUGGCUAUAUACAUACAGGAAGCAAGGGAGGGAGAUUCUGGAGGAAGACAAGGUCAAAGACAAGAGACAAAUCCUGCCCCGGUGUUGACCUGAACAGGAAUUUCAGUUUUCGAUGGGGAGGCGGUGGAGCAUCCAUUGAUAUCUGCGAUGAGACAUACUGUGGUCCAAGGCCGUUCUCAGAAAGGGAGAGCAGAGCUAUUGCAAGUUACCUCUAUAAACGGAGAAACGAUUUGACCGUAUUUGUUGAUGUUCACACAUAUGGGCAACUGCUAUCGCACCCGUGGGGAUUCACAAGGCAGUCAUCAUUCCAUCAACAACGCCAGAGAAAUGUGUUGGGCAACAUUGCAAGACGCAUCUUUCAUGCCACUGGAAAGCACUACAACUAUGGUCAAACAUCAAGUAUUUUGUAUGAGACUGCUGGAGAUUCAACCGACUGGGUUUACGGUUUCCUUGGCGUGGUGCACAGCUAUGGAGUCGAGCUGAUGCCUAGGCUAACUGACCGCAGAUCGCUGGCUGGAUUUCGACAACACAAGAAAAACAUCAUCCCAUCAGGCCGUGUUCUCUUCAUCGUGUUGAACGAAUUAGCAAAAAACAGCCUCACCGAACUGGAUCUUACAUCGUAAGCAGUCUGGAAGUGAUAUAUCGGACAAGAGGACAACUUUACUAUGCUGUUACCAUAGCAUAAAGAUUCUGUUUUCUCCAGAAAACAUUGCGAACUUUUAAUAUUACUGCGAUAGCUAUCUUAUUUGAAAAUUUGUCAUUUUAUUGUGCCACAAGUUUUUAUCUUACUGAAAAUGGAUUGGGUCACUUUAA
Molecule: messenger RNA, 1558 nt
Organism: Rhopilema esculentum
Lineage: Eukaryota; Metazoa; Cnidaria; Scyphozoa; Rhizostomeae; Rhizostomatidae
Product: carboxypeptidase B
Biological process (GO): proteolysis
Molecular function (GO): metallocarboxypeptidase activity; zinc ion binding
Source: RefSeq, a predicted model, not a curated record